UUCAUGCCAUGAUUGGUUUCUGUGUUCAGGAGGGUGGAAUUCUGUGUUGUGAUAGGAAUCGAGUUUCUUUUUUGGGUGAAUGAGGUGAGUCCUCAGUAAAGGAACUGUUUUUCUCUCACUUCUGACUUUCCACGUCCUUUGUAGACAGCUGUUCCUUCUGGCUUUUAAUUGUCUCUCAAUUGUUAAUCACCAGGGUCUUCUGGUGAAGGUCCGUGAUGGGCUGUUGAUGCCACCAGCAAAGGGAUUGUCAGAAUUUGUGGACAGUAGGACAAAGUGUAGGGUUCCUUUAAUGACCAGCUCCAAUGGGAUGUCCCAGAGCCUGUUAGAAACUCUUUCCUGGCUCCAAAUUCCAGCCCUGAUGCCUGGAGCAGGUCUGAUUUAAUACAUCCAUUACAGCUUGACUGGCAGUGAGGGUUUGGGUGUAGCCUUGUGCAUGAUACCAACUGCUCCAAUGUGCCAUAUGCUUGGGUUCCUUGGGAUGCUGCAAGAGUCCUGUGAGUGUUCCUCCUGGACAGCUUGCUGUUCUUCUCUGUGGGAGAGCCUAGAGAGUUGGGUGAGUACUUUUGGUUCUUGGCUUUCUCUUCAUUCAUAUUCCAUAGGAGUUGUGUGGUGCAGGGCGUGAUCACAAAGCCUAAUUUGUGGCAAUUCCACCAGCUUGAAGUACAGAGAUAGCUGUGACAAUUUAUGGACAAUGGGAUUGGCCACAGGAGCAUUCACACAACUCCACCAUGGCUGGACACCAUGGGUGCUUUGUCAGUGACAAAACCAAGGCCAGAAUUAGGCUCUGAAGUGUUCUGUGGGAAGUCGCCCUCAAAGAGAGUUUGUAAAUCUCUGCUCAGAAACCUGGCAUCAUCCUUCCACCUCUCCUGUCAUCUCAGGCUGGAAAUCAUCUUUAAGAGCUAUUCCACAGCUGCCAUGGGGUCUGGGUCUCCUAGAGUUUUCCAAGAGAGAGGGGACAGGCCUUGAUUGUGGGAAAGGAGAAGCCUCUGCAGGUCUGAAUGGUGAUGUGCAUGGGACACAUCUCCUACACAUGACACGUCUCCUGAACAUGCAGAAGGUCCAGCCAGAGGGAAGGAACCAAAGUGCAGUCCCAGAGCCACACCUGCCUCCUUCCUGGGGCACUCUUUAUUGUUCCUCUGAUAGAGAGAGAUGGGAGUUAUCUGGUGAUUCUGUGGACUUGGCAGGAAUCCCAUGGUUGUAGGCAACCUUUUAUUGUUCCAUGGAUUACACAUUCACCACCCAGCACAUUAAAUAAGGAUCCACAGUUGGGCUGUGCCACAGAUCGCUUGAACACACAGAGCAGGCACCAGUGCUCCAGUGCUGUUGGGGAUUUCCUUCCCUGGAAGCACUCAGCUGAUCCCUGCAGGAAUGGCCAUGGGGCUCAGUGCUUCUCCACCAGCUGUGCUUCUGCUCCUCUCCCUGCUGGGUCUGGCUGCUGCUGGGAGGCUCCUGGUGGUGCCGGCAGAUGGGAGCCACUGGCUGAGCAUGCGGGAAUUGCUGGACAUGCUCCAACAGAAGGGACACGAGGUGGUUGUGGUGGCACCCGAAGUCUCCAUGCACAUCAAACCAUCAAAGAACUUUGUGAUGAAAAUGUACCCAGUCCCCUUCACUCAGGAAGACUUGGAUAAAGCAUUCCAGGCCUUUUUUCAUGGUUCAUUUGAAGAAGGUUGGGUUUUGAAGAGAUUAUUUAAAGUGCACAAAGGUAUGAAAACCCUCACUGACUGUUGGGUCAGCAGCUGUGAGCAGCUUCUGCAAAACAAAGAGCUCAUGAGGUACCUUGAGGAGAGCAAGUUUGAUGCCAUCCUCACAGACCCUGUAGCAACUUGUGGGGUGAUCCUGGCUGAGCAUCUUUCCCUUCCUUCUGUGUAUUUCUUACGAGGAAUCCCAUGUGGGUUAGACUUAGAUGCCAGGCUCUGUCCCAGUCCUCCUUCCUAUGUGCCCAGGGUGUUUACAGACCUUACAGACCGCAUGACCUUUUUCCAGCGGGUGAAGAAUCUGCUCUUUGUGAGGAGAGCAAGUUUGAUGCCAUCCUCACAGACCCUGUAG
Passer montanus (Eurasian tree sparrow) is the source of this 2046-nucleotide messenger RNA. Its product is annotated as UDP-glucuronosyltransferase 1A1-like. The transcript has a single exon. Gene Ontology annotation, molecular function: UDP-glycosyltransferase activity. Lineage: Eukaryota; Metazoa; Chordata; Aves; Passeriformes; Passeridae. Bases 1369 to 2046 code for a protein of 225 amino acids. The record is from RefSeq and is a predicted model, not a curated record.